This is a messenger RNA of Monodelphis domestica (gray short-tailed opossum), 1371 nucleotides long. It is a transcript of the gene B2M, whose product is annotated as beta-2-microglobulin. Gene Ontology annotation, cellular component: MHC class I protein complex. NCBI's taxonomy places the organism in Eukaryota, Metazoa, Chordata, Mammalia, Didelphimorphia, Didelphidae. The record is from RefSeq and is a predicted model, not a curated record. Gene Ontology annotation, biological process: immune response.
CGAGGCGCAAUUCCACUGGGUUUAGGAAACGUUAUUUUUAAUGAUUCAGUGAUUCAACUCAGCUUCUCAGAAUUAAUUACAUAAAGCUUGGUAGUUUCCAAGCAAACGAAAAUGAAAGUGGGAAAAUACCUCUUCUAACCUAGAGCAGAGCCUUUUGCCCGGAGACCAGUGACGCCCAGCAGUCAUUCUCCUCGUUUAUUGGCAAAGCCCAAGCACUUUAUAAGUCGAGCGCCUGCUCUCUUUGCUCUCAGAUUCAGAAAGAAGGCUGUGUUCGUGGUCAUGUCGCGCCUCUUCCUAUUUGCCCUCUUGGGGCAUUUGUGCUUCCUUCCCUACCUAGAUGCUAUCACAAGUCCUCCCAGGGUUCAAGUUUACUCUCGGUACCCACCAGAUAGUGACAAAAGCAACUUCUUGAAUUGCUACGUGUCAGGAUUCCACCCCCCUCAGAUUACUAUUGAGUUACUGAAAGAUGGGAAGAAAAUGGAGAAUGUAGAGCAGUCUGACCUGUCUUUCAGCAAGGACUGGACCUUCAAUCUCCUGGUUUCUGCACCAUUUGAUCCAAAUUCUAACAGUGAAUUUGCCUGUAAAGUGACCCAUUCAACUCUCAACGAACCUAAAGUGGUUAAAUGGGACAAAGACAACUAGCCUGCAUUAUGGGCAUCAAGAAAUCUUCCUGAAAUGGAUGGAAAUGUUUCAGUAUUUUCCCAUCAUUACAAUGAAAUUCAGCUUCCCUAUGUAUAGGGACUAGAAAAAUAUUAGUUUCACUUUGAUGCUUUGCUUUCUAAGCAUGUUUUAAUGUAUCUGAGCAUUUUGACUUUGUAUGGGAUGCAUAGCUUUGAGAGAGGGAAGAACUAGAUCCCUUGAUUCAAUAUUUGUUGCCUUUAUUGUUCCUGAAUUCAGUUACUUCAUGCAGAAUGAAAAAUUGGUAUGUUGAAUUCUAUAAACAAUUGAAUCUGCUGACAAACUCAUUGAUCCUUAGAAUCUCAACUUCUGCACUGCUUCCACCAUAUUGGGCAUUUGGUGGGAUAAUUUAAUCCUAACAUUAUCAGUAUCACUGGGAGUUUUUUAACCAAUAACUGUUAGAGCACCACCUUCACUCUUAGUGUAUCUGCCAUAUCCCAGAUUAAUCAAUAACCCUAACAGACAUUUAGUAAGGACAGGAUAUCUGAAUGUGCCAGAAAACUCAGAAUGUGAAUAUCUCUCUUGGGAUCUUGAACCUUAAUUUUGUCAAAAAAUCAGUAACUAAAAUCAUUCUGGCAGGAGUUUUUAAAUUAAUUGUUAAUUACACAUUUAAAAAGGAAAUCCAAAAACUGUGUUUACCUAAAUUUGUUGUUGAUGAGAAUGUUUUGCUGAAUAAAACAAUGGUGAACCGGG